AAAGGGGAGGGAGCUGAGCUGUGUGCUGGUUUCCAGUAACUCUUGGGAGUCUUUGAAGCUCAUGGAGAGGUUUUAAGUAUAUAAAGACAGAAAGAGCUGUAUGUGUGGGGAGGGUGCUGGCUGCCUAUUAUGGCCUAUGGGAGUGGAGCCUGGGGAGAGGAAGUGAGAAAGCUAGGUCUGCAAAGAGCAGAGCUUGUUAAAUAACAAGAGCUGGAAGGAUGAGAAGGAGUUGUGGUGGUUGGAAGUUUUAAGACUGACUGGGUGAAAAGUACAAGCCUGCGGUGUAAAUGUUGAGCGGAGGAGAGUGGGCUGUGUGAUGGAGGUGGGAGUGGGAUGCAGCUCUGCACUGAGGGGAACAAAGAGUAAGGGGCUGUAAUGGCUGGAGGGUGCUUGCCCAGCUCUUUCCUCAGGCAGGAGUUGGUCAGAACUUGGUGAGUUCACCCCUCACCUGUACAUGCUGUUAGCACUGUUGAUACUGAUUUGGCCAUUGCAAAAUCCUCUUCUCCUUUUUUCCCUUCUUGUCAUCUUCCCAAGACUUGAGUCUCAUUGUGCAAGAUGAUCCCUGGCUGUAGGAGUGAACUAAGGUUCUGUACUACAGGGACAUUGGGCAAUGUUGGUUUUACUUGAAACAUAGAAGUUGUGUGUUUAACAAACUAUCUGUUUGCAAGAAAAGUUUAAAUCUUGUUGCUAAAGCAGAGUGGCGUCUUAGAAAAUUAAUUUCUGGUUGUGCCACUAUCUUCUCAUUGUGAAGAACAGUUACAGGGAUGACACCAGAGUACUCUAAUGCUGACAAAUUUAAUGUUUGUAAGGCUUAUGGUUGAUUAAUACAAUUUAACUCCUGCUCCUCAGAAGCCCUGUGAAUGUCUGUUGUGCAGUAGUCUGCAAUCCUAUAGGGAACCGCAGAAAUCAAGGCAGAGUGGCAUGAGCUGACAAAAGGCAGGUCCUGGCUGGCACACUUGGUAUGUCUGUUCUGGAUAGAAAAACGAACCCACUAAGGUCCAGGAGGGCAGUGUGGGUAUUUUGACAGUCAGGUGCUUCUGCGGAACAAAGUGCAGAUGGAGAUUUAAUAUCCAAGCAUUCCAGUGCUUUCUGAAACAUCUUCUAGGUCACACAACCCUGCCAAUACAGGAGGGGCCACAUGGUUCCCAGACCAGCGUAUCAGAUGGUGUACGGUAAGUUUACGCAUCUGUCUGCUCUUUUGUUUUUACACUGGGGGUGCAUCUGUGUGGCUGAGGCUCUUCUGAGAUGGUCUUAGAGGGCAGCAAUGGGAAAGGAAGAAGGUUAGCAGGGUGCUACCUAGCAUUGCCUUUGUGCUGCGAAAAGAGGGUCUUGGUUACUUCUUAGUUCCAGAGCCUCAUGUCUGCUAAAGUGUGCUUAUUUAUCCAGCAACCCCCUUUGCUAUUGCUAGGGGAUCAGACUGUCACAUCUACCUCUUGCUUAAUUGGCUGGAAGCCAUUUAUGCAGCUGAUAAAGCAGUAUGUGUAUAUGACUUCCUUGCAGGCAAAUAAUUUAAAUUAUUGUUUCACCUUGAGGCUUCAGUUGUAGCUCAGGACGGCGCAUGAUACUGAAUUAGCCUUGACUGAACAUGCAAUUCCUUCCCAAAAUGCAGAUGAAGAGGCUGCUAAUGUCACUCUUUUGGGCAUAUACUGUGGGAUGUCUCCUAGUAAGUCUCCAUACCGCACUGUAAUAGGCAUACUGCAGUGUGGCUGACUGCCAGCUCCUAAUCUAUCACUUCUCUGUAGCUCACCACUAACAGUUCUCCAGUAGAUUUAUUGUCCUGGAAACGAAGCCUCCCCACGUAAUUAUUUUUGCCAAAGAAACAGAGGUUUCAUAGGAUCCAGCUUUGAGCACAGACAAUUGGGCUGAGUGUAAAUAAAUAGUUCCCUGCGUACAUGCAAGGGAACAACUACCUUGUGGUGGACAAGUGCAGAGGACAGAAGAUACAGAGCUGAGUUAAUGUCUUCAGGCGAACUCUGAAAAUUGUAGCUGACUAUUAACAGAGUCCUGUACUGUUCAAAGUAGUCUUAUAGUGUAGGAGGUUAAUACCAAGCCAGUAACAUGUGGUACACCUUGCCUGUAGGUGGAAAGGAACUAACGUGCUUUGGUGGAAAGCCGGGGGGUUCUGUGCGCUAUCAAAAAUGCAGAUCUGAGAGGAUGAACCUGUUCUCUGUGAGCUUCAAAAGUGCCCCAAGCAAGCUAGUCUGUGCUAGGACAGCGAGCAGUGUUUCGGCCCAAGGGCAGGGUUUGUGGCUGCAGGAGGGUUAAUACAGCCCAGUGUUACCUUUGGCCCACUGCAAACACCUCCCGUUGCCAAGGCUGCUCCCACAUAAUGCCCUUGUCUCCCACAUAAUGCCCUUGUUCCCUGGGACACGGCGUUGCCAGGCAGCCUCUCCAGCUGCGCAUCCACAGCUGCCUGCGGGCUGCAGUGUAAGGAGUCGGAGCGGUGGCUCUACCGCGACAUACCGCUCCUCUCCACAUACCUAUAGCUGGGUGAGAACAGCUCGUUUAUCAGAUUUUGCGAUAAGUCUGCCCCUUCUAGUUGGACUGGCGAGCCUGUUUCCCCUGUAGCUAGGCAGCACCUCUGCUUUGAGUCCGGGUCUGGCAAAAGAACGUCUGACCUGGCUGCGACAGACUUGAACGAGGAAGAAAAAGAGAGGACGCAAGGGAGUUGUGCGGAGUAAGGGGACGAUCGGGCGGCGACAACCUCAGCUGACAGAGCUUGUCAUUGACUGGGUAUUUUCUGAAAAGUCACAGAGGAGGAUUUUCCAUGUAGGGCGUUUCCAUCCCCUGUGUUGUCUGUUUCGGCUAUAAAAGCCUGUACUCUGCAUCUGCAAAUCAAACCCUGAAAUGAAGUUGAAAGGAGGGAAGCAGGAGAGCUCUGACUACGAUGGAGGCUCAAAGCAGAAAAUAACGCUUUGGCUUGCACUGGUAGUGCUGAUUUCUGCAUUAGGAUCUUCUUUCCAGUACGGCUACAAUGUGUCUGUUAUCAAUUCUCCGGCCCCGUACAUGCAAGACUUUUACAACCAAACCUACUUCAACAGGAGUGGAGUGCCUAUGGACAGUGGUUUCCAGAUGCUGCUCUGGUCUCUUACUGUGUCCAUGUACCCUCUGGGUGGCUUCUUUGGAUCCCUCUUGGUGUGGCCUCUGGUCAACAGCUGUGGGCGAAAGGGCACUUUGCUGAUAAAUAACAUCUUCUCCAUCACUGCUGCAAUCCUUAUGGGAACCUCAGAGCUAGCAAAAGCCUUUGAGGUAAUCAUCUUUUCACGUGUUAUCCUGGGAAUAUUUGCUGGUCUGGCUUCCAACGUCGUUCCCAUGUUCCUUGGAGAAAUCUCCCCCAAAAAUCUGAGAGGUGCUAUUGGAAUAGUACCCCAGCUCUUCAUCACCCUUGGGAUCCUUGUAGCUCAGAUCCUUGGUCUCAGAAGCAUCCUUGGGAAUGCUAAAGGCUGGCAUGUACUGCUGGGGCUUACUGGGAUUCCAUCGGCAAUUCAGCUCUUUAUAUUGCCCUUUCUCCCUGAGAGUCCCAGGUAUCUGCUGAUACAAGAGAGGACUGAAAAGCGAGCGCGACAAGUUCUGCAGAAGCUGAGAGGCUGCGAUGAUGUGGAUGAUGAGAUAGAAGAAAUGCGCCAAGAAGACCAGUCAGAAAAGGAAGGACAUUUCUCUGUGCUCAGCCUGUGCACCUUCAGAGGCUUGCGAUGGCAGCUCAUCUCUAUUAUUGUAAUGAUGAUGGGCCAGCAGCUCUCUGGGGUUAAUGCGAUCUUCUACUACGCAGACAGAAUCUUCCAGUCGGCUGGCGUGGACAGCAACAACGUUCAAUAUGUCACUGUGUUAAUAGGCGCCAUCAACAUUGUCAUGACUUCACUUGCUGUUUUCAUCGUGGAAUUCCUGGGGAGGAGAAUCCUUCUCCUUGCUGGCUUUGGAUUGUGCUGUGUCUCCUCUGCAAUGUUAACUUUGGCCCUCGCUCUCCAGACCGCUGUCUCAUGGAUGUCUUACCUCAGCAUCAUGUGUGUCAUUGUUUAUAUCACCGGACACGCUAUAGGAGCCAGUCCAAUUCCCUUUCUGAUGAUCACAGAGAUGUUCCUACAGUCAUCCCGGCCUGCAGCAUUCAUGGUGGGUGGGUCUGUGCACUGGCUAUGCAACUUCACCAUGGGGCUCGUGUUCCUCUACAUGGAGGCUGGACUUGGACCGUACAGCUUUCUCAUCUUCUGUGCCAUCUGCCUUGCCACUGUAGUUUACAUCUUCUUUAUUGUUCCUGAGACUAAGAACAAAACCUUCAUGGAAAUCAACAGGAUCAUGGCCAGGAGGAACAAGGUGGAAAUUCAGGAAGUCAAAGAAGAUCUUAAGGACUUCAACACUGUCCCAGACAGGCAGGCAGAGAUCACCUCCAGCAAGGAGCUGUGACCCAGCCUGGUGCUUGGCCUGGCCCAGACAGUUUUCAGGAUCUGUUCCGCAGGAGAACAAAUACACGGAUUCAUUGUUUGAUACUGAUUUAAUUCAGACCUUCUGUAAACUUCCCACAACAGGAGCUUCCAAAUAAGCGUUGUGCCUUGAGAGUGUUCUCCUUGUAAGUAAUUAGCAGAACCGUUCUGCUUCACGGCAUAGCCACUGCCAAGGCAAAUUACCCAUUCAUGGUGUUUGUCACAAGGAAAGGGCAAUGUCAUCGCUCAGCUCAGCUCCUCUGAUCAAGUAACCUAUGUCAUAAGGUGAUGUAUGUCCCUGAUGUCCUGACUGACACCUCUCAGGUGACACCAGCCAGCACUUGGGCUGGGUUUUGGUCAGUGGUGUGCAAGGAGUGCGCUGCAUUCCUCAGGAACUAUCAUUCAUAUAUUUGAGGGCCCAGCACGGGUGAUGCCAGGCCUUUGGUGCUCUGGGGUGAAGAGUGUGAGUUGUUCUGAGGUGCUUUGCUAGAUGGGCUGAUAAUGGCAUUUAUCCUGUCAGCCCUUGCCCUUCCUCCUUGUGCUUCAAAGGACAGCUGAACUGGAAAUGUGUAUCACUGUAAUUCACCACCACCCUGCUCCCCCACCUCUCUCCUUCACGUCAGACCUAGUCCUCAGCUGUUGCUGAUGAGUCCUCCCAAAGCCUUAUUCUUGAGGUUUAGGAGUCAUCCAUCUGGCUGAUGCUUACUCACAACCAGUUAUACCCAUUUGUUCCAGUGGCACGCAGGUCUUUGAGCUUUUUAGUUCAGUUCACUCCCUAGUGCUUACUCUUCAGCUGCCAAAGAGCAACAGUCCCUCUCUUAAUCCUUUAGUAACGCCCCCGUAUCCCUACUCUGUACGUGUGAGCCAGCUGAAGCUCAUUUGUCCCCCAGAGAUACAUCGUACUGAA
This is a messenger RNA of Falco peregrinus (peregrine falcon), 5322 nucleotides long. RefSeq names its product solute carrier family 2, facilitated glucose transporter member 5. The transcript is spliced from 12 exons. Lineage: Eukaryota; Metazoa; Chordata; Aves; Falconiformes; Falconidae. The record is from RefSeq and is a predicted model, not a curated record. Bases 2848 to 4398 code for a protein of 516 amino acids. Gene Ontology annotation, biological process: monosaccharide transmembrane transport. Gene Ontology annotation, molecular function: hexose transmembrane transporter activity. Gene Ontology annotation, cellular component: membrane.